Monopterus albus (swamp eel) is the source of this 605-nucleotide messenger RNA. Its product is annotated as C-type lectin-like. The coding region runs from base 88 to 534 and encodes 148 amino acids. The record is from RefSeq and is a predicted model, not a curated record. NCBI's taxonomy places the organism in Eukaryota, Metazoa, Chordata, Actinopteri, Synbranchiformes, Synbranchidae. The transcript is spliced from 2 exons.
CAAUAAAUUCACACAAAAUCUCCCAGCCAUAGUGUCAGAUUGUGUUAUUUGUCUUUUUCAGAAACAGCUCAAAACAAAAAAACCUACAUGUUCAUUUCAUCUCCGCUAACGUGGGCUGAUGCCCAGAGUUACUGCAGACAGCACUACACAGACCUGGCUACGAUUGAGAGCUCUGCAGAAAACUCUGCGCUCUACAGCACAAUACCAAAUGGGGUAAACGUGUGGAUUGGUCUGUACCGAAAUGCAUGGACUUGGUCAGAUAACAGCAGCAGUGUGUUCAGAAACUGGAAAAGUGGACAGCCAGAUAACUCUAAUCUUAAUGAGUACUGUGUGAGUGAGGAUUCUCAACAUCAGUGGUAUGACGACAACUGUCAGAACCAAUACGCCUUCAUCUGUCAUGAAGAUCCAGUUGUGAAGACGACUGUUGUGAGGAUGAAGAUGCAGACUAGUGCUGACAUGACAGAUCCAGUUAUUAACACCCAGCUCCUCCAUCAGGUAAAAUUCUCUCUCUCUCUCUUUGUCGGGUUCUGGUAAAGUAUGAAAAUUACAGAAGAUGAGAAGAGUUUGCCAUUGUAGAAAAGAGUAUAGGAAAUAGAGCAAAGGUC